AUGAAGGCGCGCAAUACCACGCCAGAAAUGCCUGACUACUUCACCCCAAUGAGCGGAGAAGGCGCUGCCCACGUACGCGGAAGCCAUGGCCGGACAUCCCACAUCCUCCAGACCCCCAAUACCUCCUACUCCCGAAAACGCUCACGGCCUGAGCCCUCCUCGAACCGCUCUACGAACUCAUUCACAACGCCAUACGCCCACUCCGAGAUCUCCAUGCCAUGGAACGACUUUCCGAUGGCCGACUCCUCGAUCGCGCGGUCCACGAAAACCGGAAGCCCUCCGCCGAUGGUAAACACCAAGUAUAUCCUGGCCGGAGGGUUGGAUACACCACUGCUAGCGCAGUCGCGGCAGCUUGACCGCGACGAAUACUUCAGUGCGCAGGCGGAUGUCAACUUUAGGAGCAAGUGGGAUGGCGACAUCGUGAAGGAGAUAAGGGACGUUGCACAGAGCCCGCCGUCCUCACCCAGCGGUUCCGCAGCCCCAGGGCGAGGAUGGGGCAAGUUUAUGUUCGGGAUCGUGGGCGGCGUCGCCGGGAAGGUCUGGCAAUUCUGCAGUAGCGCCGCCUUUAAAGGGUUCCACGCCGGCGGCGGACAGGGAUAUCACCUGUCGCCAGGCAACGACGCGGACCCAGACAUGAACGGCGACGAGUCCCACUGGGAGGAGGAUUCGGGCGCGAUCCGCCGAUUCGAGCGCGAUGCCACCCCGGUCCCUGGCCAAUAUCCCUCAGAAGAUGACGACUACCUCUCCUCCCGUCCCGCGAAACGCCUGCACACCGAUACCAACACCGGCUGGGUCGUCGUCGAGAAAGCACCCGCUCACCACCACCCCUCGCCCUCCCCCUUCUCCUCCACUACCGCCCCUCCCCGCCGCUCCCGCCCCUCCCUCACUCCCAUCUCCCGCCGCAAACCCUCCGCCACGCCCCUCCACGCCCGCCACCCCUCCACGGCCUCCAUCGCACCCCACCGCACUCCAUCUCCCUCCUCCCCUCGCACCCGCCGCAGCGCACAACCCAGCCCCACCCGCCCCGCACAUCCCCGCCCCUCCAGCGCAGCACUCCGCUCCCCCGCCGCCACCCACGUCCGCGCAUCGGGCACCUCGCGGCCCACCUCGCGCUCCGGCCGCGCAUCAUACGCGCCGCCAACGUUCGGCCACGCACGGUCAUUCUCAGGGGACGUGACGCGGGCGCACGAGCUGCGUCUCGACGUGCACCGGGUGGGUGGGGGCGCGGGGUCCGAGGGGGGCAGCCCGACGAACAUAUCCCCGGAGGCGCGGCGGUAUCUGCGGGAGCGAGAGUAUGGGGAGCAGCGGCAGGAGCAGCGGAUGCGGCGGAUGCAACGGCAGAUGGAUGAGAUGUUGAGGCAAGGGAAGGAGGCGUUGGGGAGUCGGGUGGAGGUGGUGUAUCCGGAUGAGAUGGAGGGGGGAUAUGAAGGGGAGAUGGAUGUGGAUUUCGGGUGA
Eremomyces bilateralis CBS 781.70 is the source of this 1455-nucleotide messenger RNA. RefSeq lists its product as uncharacterized. The record is from RefSeq and is a predicted model, not a curated record. The coding region runs from base 1 to 1455 and encodes 484 amino acids. Lineage: Eukaryota; Fungi; Ascomycota; Dothideomycetes; Eremomycetales; Eremomycetaceae. The transcript has a single exon.